Molecule: messenger RNA, 1740 nt
Organism: Drosophila pseudoobscura
Lineage: Eukaryota; Metazoa; Arthropoda; Insecta; Diptera; Drosophilidae
Exons: 7
Coding region: 187-1380 (397 amino acids)
Source: RefSeq, a predicted model, not a curated record
GCCCUUAAGAAUUAUUUAUACAUAAAAAAAAUCAUGCGCAGAAGUAAUAUUUUUAUCAGUAUAUGUUGUUUCAAAACCACAAAGAGAUUUACAUUAAGAAAAUGUAAUAGUUUGAGCGUUGUAUAGACUACAAAGUAUUCUAUUGCGGGCUUCAAUUGGAUAUACGCUUAUAUUCGGUGCCACACAAUGGACGUCCAUCGGAUUGAAGUUCCUUUGCGAUCUGGAGGUGGAAAGAAAAUGAAAAAACGAAGGGAGCUCGAUGCCCUUAUAGCACAGUCAUCUUCGUCCAAAAGAAACACCCGUAGAACUGGAGGAGCGACGCACUCCCAGGACAAGUUACUCUCAGUUUCAACGGAUGACCCAGAGGAUUAUGCAUGGACAAAUGUUGCUGGCGCUACCCGUCGUAGUCAUCGGAAAAUGGCAUACUUUCGCAUGUGUGGACCCCUACUCUUAGGGAUCAUUGGCAUUUUAAUUGUUUCUAUAUUGUACUGGCUCUAUUUCGAUCUUCGCCAACAAAUGUCUGAUUACCGUCAGAAAAUCGAAGAAGUAUCUGCCAUGAGCAAAAACUUCCCGGAUACUCUGCAAAGGUGGCAUGAGACAUCGUCCUAUCUGAUGAAGAAUCAAACGGCAGUUAUUUACGAAAUAAAUGAAUUGCAAAAAGCUGUAGAGGGCUUGCGCAUGAACUUUAGCAGUCUAGAGGCAGCAGUGGCUGUUCAAAGGAAUCACGGAAAGGAUGAGAAGAUGGUGGCCGACUUUGGAGCCAAGAUAGAAGCAGUCGCUACAGACAUUGAAGGUAUAAAGGAGCAUUACAACAAGUAUAUCGAGGUUCAGAAAAGUAUUCAAGCGGAAACGGAAGCUUUGAAGGCUAAUUUGUCACAGUUGCCCAUGCUGCAUGCCAACGAGUUGCCCACAAAUUUAUCGGAUGAUAUUGCAGAUCUUAAUCGAACCACACUUAACUCCUUGAAGAUGCUGUCAAACGACUUGAAAGUCGUGAAUAAUACAUUAAGCCAAACAACGAACAUGCUGGGAGAGGAAAUAUCACUGCACAAAACCAAAAUAGAUGAUUUGAUGGAUCGUUCGGAAAAUGUAACAUCGCAUGUGGCCACCAUAAGCAAUAGCUGGCCGGAAUACAAGCAAAAAGUAGCAAACUUUGAAGAGGCCUUGGAUAAAACUGAAAAAGAAAUAUCCCUCUUAACCAACAAGAAUACAAUGCUUUCUGCUGCUGUUGAGCAGUUGAAGAAUUUUUGCAUCCAGCGUAUGGAUACAAACGGCGAAGAUGCAUCAAUUAUUCCAAAGCCCGACGUCAAAGCCUCUGGUCAGGAAUUUAUAAAUCCGUCAGGAAAUGCCACAGUCAAAUUACAGGAAAGCCCCACACUGUAAGAAAUGUAAUACUGUACAAGUACAUUGGUGGAAUUUCGUCUAAGCUAACAUUUAUUCAAUCCCCAUAGCCCAUAAGCCUUGGUGGGCUAUAAGUAGGAAAGUCACAGCCAACGAUUGAAAAAUAUUACAUUUAACACACGAAAACUGCAAUGUACAUAUAGUUCGGAGAGCUAUCUAAUUUAAUGACAAAAAAUAUGAUGGGGGUUGUACGAGUACUCGUGUGAUUUCAGUUAAGUUUACUUUUAAAGUCCGUCUUAGAAAAGGUAAUUGUAAAUAAAAGUUUGUAAGGCAAUGCAAUAUAUUUCUUUAUAGGUACAAUAUGCAUUUUAUGUCCAAAUAAUAAACGAUUCAAGCUCACAA